AGGCACUGAAACGAACGAGGAAGGAAUUGUAAACAAACCGAUUUUGGAAGGAUAAGCGUGGUAGAUUAAUUCGGUUUUUAAUCCUUAACUUGGUACAGAUACAACUGAAAAUAGUUCAAAUGGCGGUGUCUUUGGAAAGAGCAACUACCAGCAAAUAAAACAUCCACAAUAUAACAAACGCCGCUGGAGAUUCGCUUCUUUGGUGGCUGUUUCAAAAGGAUCACUUUCUCCGUAAUAGAUUUAUCUUAAAAGAAGCAAUCAUGAAUCCUAUGACGAACAUGAAAAAUGUGCUGAAGCUGAGCGACCAGGAUCUGAAGCUAGGUGGCAAAAACUCUUGGCACGAUCAGUACCGCGACAGUGCGUGGAUCUUCGUCGGUGGCUUGCCUUAUGAUCUCACCGAAGGAGAUGUAAUAUGCGUAUUCUCCCAGUACGGCGAGAUUGUUAAUAUUAAUCUGGUACGCGAUAAGGUGUCGGGCCAGUCAAAAGGAUUUUGUUUCAUCUGCUACGAAGACCAACGUUCAACCGUUUUGGCCGUCGAUAAUCUGAAUGGUAUCAAAUUGGUCGGCAAAACGCUGCGAGUGGAUCACGUAAAGGAUUACAGGCCACCAAAGGAAGAUGAAAAUACCGACGCCGAGACGAAACAGUUGUACAUGGAAGGUUGUGCCCCGAAAGUGCAGAGUCCGCGGCAAUCAAGUACGAAAAGUAAAACAUCCAGUAAAACGGAAUCAGAUACAAAACGAUCGCAUUCGCAUAAAGAACGGUCCGCCAAAAAAGAAAAACGAUAGAAGAAAAUAAAAGCUUUUUAA
Anopheles aquasalis is the source of this 806-nucleotide messenger RNA. Its product is annotated as RNA-binding motif protein, X-linked 2. Gene Ontology annotation, molecular function: RNA binding. NCBI's taxonomy places the organism in Eukaryota, Metazoa, Arthropoda, Insecta, Diptera, Culicidae. Gene Ontology annotation, cellular component: catalytic step 2 spliceosome; U2 snRNP; precatalytic spliceosome. The record is from RefSeq and is a predicted model, not a curated record. Gene Ontology annotation, biological process: mRNA splicing, via spliceosome.